This is a messenger RNA of Gossypium raimondii (Peruvian cotton), 635 nucleotides long. Its product is annotated as ethylene-responsive transcription factor ERF096. Gene Ontology annotation, biological process: regulation of DNA-templated transcription; ethylene-activated signaling pathway. The transcript has a single exon. Bases 1 to 456 code for a protein of 151 amino acids. Lineage: Eukaryota; Viridiplantae; Streptophyta; Magnoliopsida; Malvales; Malvaceae. Gene Ontology annotation, molecular function: DNA-binding transcription factor activity; DNA binding. The record is from RefSeq and is a predicted model, not a curated record.
AUGGAACAAAAUAAGAUGAAGAAAGCAGGAGAGGCGGAGUCCAGCCUUCGAUAUAGAGGUGUGAGGAGGCGGCCUUGGGGGAAAUACGCAGCUGAGAUUCGGGACUCGACGAGGCAAGGAGGACCUCGGCUGUGGCUGGGAACUUUUGAUACAGCAGAGGAGGCUGCUCGAGCUUAUGACAGAGCUGCUUUCUCUAUGAGGGGUCACUCCGCUAUUCUCAACUUCCGAGAUGAACAUAUCAUUUCAUCCACAGCACUAAACUCUCCCACCACCGCUACCCCUUCAUCAUCAUCAUCAUCAUCAUCAUCUUCUUCAUCAUCUGCUUCUGCUGCUUCUUCUUCUUCGUAUUUCUUUGAACAUGUGAAAAGCAAGAAAGAUGAAGAAAGAAUAGUGCUGGAAUUGGAGUGCUUGGACGAUAAAUUGUUAGAGGAGCUUCUUGAUUUUGAGAAUAAAUGAAACCAAUAAAGAUUGAAGCGUUUUUAGCAUCUUCUUCAACAGCAAAACAACAUUUUUUUUGUAGAUAUGACUUGCUUUUAGUUACAUAUUAAGUCAGGGGUCCAUAUGGAGACUCCGAGUUGAUUUUAGGCUGAUUUGGGUGAGUUUUAGUUAUCUACUUUAUUAUUCGUUUUUGUUUU